This is a messenger RNA of Symbiodinium sp. CCMP2456, 1326 nucleotides long. The record is from the annotation of a GenBank genome assembly. Lineage: Eukaryota; Dinophyceae; Suessiales; Symbiodiniaceae.
AUGAAGAUAAGGGCUCUACAAGAGGAGAUUGAAAGCCUACGUGCCCUAGCCCAAGACCUGCAUGUCCGACUGAAAGUUACAUCCCUUCCUACAGUGCCUGCCAAUGAGCUCACAGUGAAGAAGCCAGCCAUGUCCCGAAAACAACAUCAUGACCCAUGGCACUGGCUUUCCUUGCUGCCUCAGACGAUUACAGAACUGCCUAGAAUGCUGUCUGAUGUAAUCCCAUCUCUUCAAAGCACGUCCUUUGCCGAGAACCGUGUGGUCUUCGAGCUAUGUGGAGCUACCGUACCCUCUGCUAUCUUGGACCACUGCGAGAUCACCAUAAACUCCGUAUUUGCCAAAUACCCUGCUGUAUACAAGAUAGGCAUCACUCGCAACCCAGUCGAACGCUGGCAGAUUGGAUAUGCCAAAGAGACCGCCCAUGCCUGGUCAGAAAUGAAGGUCUUGGUAGCUCUCGGUGAUCCAGUCGCCAUAGGAUUCGUGGAAGCCGCCCUCAUCCGCCGUUAUCAGGGCAGUCCGGGUAAUAUGAACAUUAGAAGGGGAGGGGAAGGGGUUGAUCUUUCAGGAGCUGGGCCCUAUUUUGCAUAUGUGGUUUACCGUUGCCUUGAAGCUCUUUCCUCGGUGGACCGGCAGCAGGUCAAGGAGGAGCAGAUUGAUGCUGACAUCAAGGCUCUCGAGGCUGAAAUCGAACGCGAGGAGUUCAAUGCAAAGCGUGGCACGAGGCCAGAGGUGGAACCCGACGACUCGGAUUGUGUGCUGUUGGAGAAUGACCAAGUGCUGCUUGUAGCCCUCAAGGAUCAGCUUGGCAGCCCCUCCCCAGGCCCAGGUACAGAGCACCAGAUGGCCCCUAUCCUAGAGGAUGCAUAUGACAUGGUUGUUUCGCCUGCAAAGCCGACGGAGCUGUUCCUAAGUCCUUACAGGCAACCGGAGUCGACUCCAUCGAAGACUCCCUCGAAGACUCCCUCGAAGACUCCUUAUGAUCCUGUGGCAGAUGCCGAAACCCAGCCCGGAAAGACCCCUCAGCGAAACAUCAACUUCCUGGACACUCUGGUCAUGGAGUCCCCAUGCUCUCCCUGCCCACCGACCGUGAUGGACCCCUAUGGGGACUGUCAGGUUGCAUCGCCUCCAGUUGCGACGAAUCCUGGGCAGCUUGCUGCUCCUUUGGAGGGUUCGGGUACGUCGGGUUCAAAGUUGGACUCAGACGAGACCCCAGGGCUAGUGUCGCUCGAGAAGCAGUUUGAAGCCUUAGGGUUGAGCAAGAACUCAGAGGAGUCACAGGUGGCUCUUCCGAGACCUCGUCUAAGGAUGCCGAAAUCGCCCAGCUGA